UCUGUGUUCCAAAAAGAAAAGAAUUUCCUCUGUAGUAUUCAGAAGCUAAUAAGUACUGGAAGGAUUAAGAUUUUUUACUAGAAGUAAUUUACAAAUCUGUUUAACUUUCUGGCACUAGUUGAUUUAAAAAAAGAAAAGUUUUCCACCAGAGUACCCCUUUAAACCCCAAAACUAUACACCAAUAAUGCAGUUCCAAAAAGUUAAGUAACGUAAUAAGUUGAGCUCUGCUACAUCCGUGGACUGAUUGUCUAUCAUGUGGCUCUCGUGUUCUGUCAUUGUUGUCUGGCAUUCCUGCUUAUUUUUAGCCAUGGGACUUAUCAAAGUGUGCCCGAGCAGUUGGGAUAGUUGUCCUUGUAGCCCGAAUCAUAUUACAGGGAGCGCUCGGCUGGAAGAAAGGAGACGUACGAUAAACAUAUGGGGAAUUAUAAAUCUAGGCCGACCCAGACCUGCACAGAUGAGUGGAAGAAAAAGGUAGGUGAGUCCUAUCAGGUGAUUGUGGAUCGUCUGGAGGAUGAUCUUCACAUCAAAGAAAUGGAACAGGCAGAACUCAAUCUGGUUUUCAGCUCAGACGAAGCCUUUGGCAAAGUCAAUUUAAACUAUCGAACAGAGAAUGGCCUAUCUCUCCUUCACUUGUGCUGCAUCUGCGGCGGCAAUAAGUCACAUAUUAGAACGUUGAUGCUGAAAGGCUUACGGCCAUCCAGGCUGACUAAAAAUGGCUUCACCGCUCUCCACAUGGCGGCAUACAAGGACAAUUCAGAACUCCUUACGGCCUUGCUUCAUGGUGGAGCAGAUAUUCAGCAGGUUGGCUAUGGGGCGCUCACCGCUCUACAUAUCGCAACAAUCGCUGGAAAUCACGAGGCUGUCGACAUUUUAUUACAACACGGGGCAUAUGUCAACGUGCAGGACGCCGUAUUCUUUACCCCAUUACACAUUGCCGCAUACAACGGCCACGAGCAGGUCACUCGUCUCCUCUUGAAAUUCGGCGCAGAUGUUAACAUGAGUGGAGAAGUUGGUGACCGACCCCUGCACCUCGCCUCAGCCAAGGGAUAUCUCACAAUCACUAAAUUAUUGCUGGAGGAAGGAACCAAGGCAGAAGUCAAUGCCCAAGAUAAUGAAGAUCACGUUCCACUGCACUUCUGCUCACGGUUCGGGCAUCAUGAAAUAGUCAGAUAUCUACUGCAGAAUAACUCAGAUGUGCAGCCUCAUGUGGUGAAUAUCUAUGGAGACACAGCCUUACACCUCGCCUGUUACAAUGGAAAGUUCGAAGUAGUGAAGGAAUUAAUUCAGCUGUCAGGAGCCGAGAGUCUGACGAAGGAAAAUAUUUUCAGCGAAACAGCUUUCCAUAGUGCGUGUACAUAUGGCAAAAAUCUGGAGCUUAUUAAAUUCCUUCUUGAUCAAAAUGUCUUGAACAUUAAUCAUCAAGGGAGAGAUGGACAUACAGGAUUGCACUGCGCCUGCUACCACGGCCACAUACGACUGGUGCAGUUCUUGCUUGACAAUGGAGCCGACAUGAAUCUCGUCGCCAGUGAUCCCAGCAGAUCCAGCGGGGAAAAAGAUGAGCAGACAUGUCUGAUGUGGGCGUAUGAGAAAGGUCAUGACGGUAUUGUUACCCUACUGAAGCAUUACAAGCGACCUCUGGAAGAAUCUCCUUGUAAUGAAUACUCACAGCCCGGCGGAGAUGGCUCCUAUGUAUCUGUCCCAUCUCCUCUCGGGAAGAUUAAAAGCCUGACGAAAGAAAAAGCUGAUGUUCUGCUCCUGCGUGCCAGCCUGCCCUCGCACUUUCACCUCCAGAUGUCAGAAAUUGAAUUUCACGAAAUAAUUGGAUCAGGGUCAUUCGGAAAAGUAUACAAAGGGAGAUGCAGAAAUAAAAUUGUCGCCAUUAAGAGAUACAGAGCCAACACUUACUGCUCCAAGUCAGACGUAGACAUGUUCUGCCGGGAGGUCUCCAUACUGUGUCGCCUCAAUCACCCGUGCAUCAUCCAGUUUGUUGGCGCUUGCCUGGACGACCCCAGCCAAUUCGCUAUCGUGACUCAAUACGUCUCGGGAGGAUCUCUCUUCUCUCUUCUUCAUGAGCAAAAAAGGAAUCUUGACUUGCAAUCAAAGUUGAUUAUUGCUGUGGAUGUCGCCAAAGGCAUGGAGUAUCUUCACAACCUCACUUACCCAAUCAUCCACCGGGAUCUGAACAGCCACAACAUCUUGCUGUACGAAGAUGGUCACGCAGUGGUCGCUGACUUUGGAGAAUCUAGAUUUCUUCAGUCAAUGGAUGAAGACAACAUGACCAAGCAGCCCGGGAACCUCCGAUGGAUGGCUCCAGAAGUCUUCAGCCAGUCCACCCGUUAUACCAUCAAGGCCGACGUUUUCAGCUAUGCUCUGUGUCUCUGGGAGCUGCUAACGGGAGAAAUCCCUUUUGCUCAUUUAAAACCAGCCGCUGCAGCUGCGGACAUGGCGUAUCAUCACAUCCGACCACCUAUAGGAUACUCUAUACCCAAGCCCAUAUCAUCGCUGUUGAUGCGAGGAUGGAACGCAUGCCCUGAGGGAAGGCCAGAGUUCUCAGAAGUGGUGUCCAAGUUGGAGGAAUGUCUCUGCAACAUUGAGUUGAUGUCUCCAGGAUCCAGUAACAGCAGCGGUUCACUUUCACCAUCUGCCUCAUCAGAUUGCCUGGUUGCCCGUGGUGGCCCUGGUCGCAGCCAUGUUGCGGCUCUCCGUACACGCUUUGAAUUGGAGUAUGCCUUAAAUUCAAGAGCUUACGCAGGCUGGCCUCAGAGAUUCCGCCUCCGGUCAUGGUCUGACCUUAGAAGAAAUGAGGAAAAAUUUCCAGUAUCCACCGAUGGACAAGAACGGUUAUGUGUCUGAUCCCAUGAGCACAAUGCGGUUUCAUUCUUGCUGCAGGAGCAGCAGUUUCGAAGACAGUAACUGACAGAUGGAGCUGUAACCGGGUAUCCCGGUAAAAGGGCGAGCACACCGCCACCUGACAGCCCGGAGGGAAGUGUUCACUCGCGACACUCAUCUUUUUUUAUUUAUGUCGGAUAAUUCAUCUUUAUGGUUUUGUUUUGCUCUUGUCUCAUUACAAGAUAUGGCUUUGAGCUUUUAUCAAAUGUAACCUGGAAAUAACACUCACAUCUUUGUAAUGUUAUCUAACAUCAGCCUGGUGGAAUUCUACCUUGUAACUUUCUUAAAGGGGUACUCCCGUGGAAAACUUUUUUUUUUUUUUUUUUUUUUUUUUUAU
Messenger RNA from Hyla sarda, 3226 nucleotides. It is a transcript of the gene TNNI3K, whose product is annotated as TNNI3 interacting kinase. Gene Ontology annotation, biological process: innate immune response; protein localization to ciliary inversin compartment; regulation of transcription by RNA polymerase II. Bases 415 to 2853 code for a protein of 812 amino acids. Gene Ontology annotation, molecular function: protein kinase activity; ATP binding; RNA polymerase II-specific DNA-binding transcription factor binding. The record is from RefSeq and is a predicted model, not a curated record. Gene Ontology annotation, cellular component: nucleus; cytoplasm; ciliary inversin compartment. The transcript is spliced from 25 exons. NCBI's taxonomy places the organism in Eukaryota, Metazoa, Chordata, Amphibia, Anura, Hylidae.